AUGCACAUAGCCAAGUCCCUCAAGAAAUCCACCAUGCUGUACCAGUCCUCCUCCCUCAGCUCAGCCCAUGGCCUUACAAGGAAGACCUUGGGAACAGACCCCAAAGUGAAGAAGAUCAUCCCAACGCCAGAGGCGGCGGUCGUGUCCAUCCAGGCCUGGUGGCGCGGCACCCUGGUGCGCCGGACGCUGCUGCACGCGGCCCUCCGGGCCUGGAUCAUCCAGAGCUGGUGGCGGGAACACCUGGCCCGGCAGCUGGAGAGGAGGCGGCGCGCGGCGCUGGAGUCCUACGCGCAGCAGGAGGGCGCCGCCGUGCGGCUGCAGGCCUGGGCGCGCAUGUGGCGUGUCCGCCGGCGCUUCUGCCGCCUGGUCGGCGCCGCCCGCAUCAUCCAGGCCUAUUGGCGUUGGCGGAACUGCCACACCCGUGGCUUUAUCCAGGGUCACUAUGAAGUCAAGGAGAAACAACUGAAUCUCCAGCUGGAAAUCUCGCUGGGCUCACAGGCUUGUCGGGUGACACAGUGCGUACCCCUUCCAAUAAACGAAUGACCAGGUCUGCUCUGUCCCCGUGUCCCCAGCCCUCUUCAGCAGACCCACUUUU
Messenger RNA from Choloepus didactylus (southern two-toed sloth), 595 nucleotides. Its product is annotated as IQ domain-containing protein F5-like. The coding region runs from base 1 to 543 and encodes 180 amino acids. Gene Ontology annotation, molecular function: calmodulin binding. NCBI's taxonomy places the organism in Eukaryota, Metazoa, Chordata, Mammalia, Pilosa, Megalonychidae. The record is from RefSeq and is a predicted model, not a curated record. The transcript has 2 exons.